UGGAUGUGAAUGUAUAUAUAUAUCCCCCAUGACAACGCCUGCGUCCAUCACUUUCUCCAAGGGUUGAUUGGUUCCAGCCUGCAACAGUAACUACCUGAUCAUGUCUCACUCAGGUGCUCAGGGCAGCAUUGGCAGCCACUCUGCCAUUGGUCUGCGCAAUCAAAAGAUAUACCUCUUCGAAUUUGAGAACUUCCAAGGCCGUAGAAUGGACCUGUUCGGCGAGUGCCGUAACCUGUGUGAGAAGGGUUUCAACAAAAUCGGCUCCAUCAGGGUAGAGAGUGGACCCUGGGUGGGUUACGAGCAGCAGAACAUGACCGGUGAGAUGUUCAUCCUGGAGAAGGGAGAGUAUCCCCGCUGGGACACCUGGUCCAACAGCUACAGGUGUGACCGCAUGAUGUCAGUCAGGCCUGUGCGUAUGGAUGCCCAGGACCACAAGAUCUGCCUGUAUGAGUGUCCAAACUUCGAGGGUCGUAAGAUGGAGGUGUGUGAUGAGGAUAUUCCAAGCCUGUGGUCUUACGGUUUCCAGGAUCGUGUCGCCAGCCUUCAGGUCACUGGUGGAACCUGGGUGGGCUACCAGUACCCAGGCUACCGUGGCUUCCAGUACAUUUUGGAAAUGGGCCCCUUCAAGCACUGGAAUGAGUGGGGAGCCCACCACCCCCAGAUCCAGUCCAUCCGCAGGGUAAGGGACAUGCAGACGCAUCGCAGGGGCUGCUUUGAGAUGAACGCAUAGAGACGAGUCUGGCACACAGCGGGCGGACAGGAGGGAAUAGCAGGGAGUCAAGCUCGCCAUGCUGCCAACCUCCUCUUGUGAAUUCUUCAACAGCCACUUAGGAAAACAUGCUAAUGGCUUUUGAAUAUUGUUAUUGCUUUUACUGGUAGGAUUUUGGAGUAUGUGGCUUCGUGAAUUAAUCUUAUGAGAAGUUCUGACUGUCACAAACUUGUGAGAAACAUAAAAAUGGUAGCAAUGCUCUCUGUCUACAGACCUCAUAGAAGGAUAAUAGGAUUUAUUGUAUUUAUUUAAGCUUUAAAUUUGUGUUUAUUAGUUUGUUUAAAUGCUAUUAUAAUCAUUUUAUUUUAUUUUUAUUCACAAUGUGUUUCAAGCUAAAAUGAUGCCAAUACGCCUGUUCAAAGCCCUCUGUGCCUCUUGCUCUCUUGAGAUCUGUGGAUUUUGGAGAGUAAAAGAAAGAAAGUAACAUCACUCCUCACAGUGUAAUACCAUGGACAGCUCUUAGCUCUGAACAUGACCUGCAGUAAGUUUGUCAGGCAGUGGGAGGUGCUGUCUCCUCAUAACAGAGCAAAAGGGCUAACCUCAGUGACCGGAGCAGGGUAGAGACCUGUCUGUCAUUUAACAUCAAAAUCUUUUGGCUGAUGGGGUUGUCCAGGAGAUAUGCAUUUUACACUUUCUCAGGGAUGCUGGCAUCUGAAACAACUUGCAUUAAAAGUAAGGCAAAAAUAAAAUACUUCAAAGCUGAAACAAUCUCCUCCUUUGU
Notolabrus celidotus (New Zealand spotty) is the source of this 1490-nucleotide messenger RNA. It is a transcript of the gene crybb1l3, whose product is annotated as crystallin, beta B1, like 3. Gene Ontology annotation, molecular function: structural constituent of eye lens. The transcript has 6 exons. The coding region runs from base 101 to 730 and encodes 209 amino acids. The record is from RefSeq and is a predicted model, not a curated record. NCBI's taxonomy places the organism in Eukaryota, Metazoa, Chordata, Actinopteri, Labriformes, Labridae. Gene Ontology annotation, biological process: lens development in camera-type eye; visual perception.